AUGCUGAGCAGAUCAGAGGAAGCUAAAGAGAUUUUUGACAUCCUUGAUCGAGAGCAUGCUGGUGCCAUUGACAUCAAAGAGCUAGGCAGAGGUCUAAGAGCGCAAGGUCUUAAUCCUACUGAGGAAGAAGUUCAAAGUCUCAUUAAAGAAGCCGAACAAGUCCCCAUUGGUAAAAUACAGUAUAUUGAAUUUCAAAGGCUAACUGAAAAAUGUCGUUCUACAAGUGCAACUAAUCCUGAAGAUGUAAUGAAAUUCUUCGAGACUUUUGACCCAAAUCAUGAAGGAUUCGUUAAUGCAAAUGAUAUAAAAGCAGCAUUAUGCGGCUCAGGAGAAGCCUUGGAAGAAGCUGAGGUGGAAGCUGUGCUAAAAGAUUUUGAUAAAACAGGAACAGGAAGGAUCGACUUAAGAGAGCUAAUGGAAGGACUAUUCAAAGUAAGUCAUUAA
Messenger RNA from Blepharisma stoltei, 444 nucleotides. NCBI's taxonomy places the organism in Eukaryota, Ciliophora, Heterotrichea, Heterotrichida, Blepharismidae. The record is from the annotation of a GenBank genome assembly.